AUGCUUGAAAUCGACCAGAGGGGCCUUAACGCCUGGGACGCGACACAUGUGGUCGUUUCCGGUAGCGAUGUCUCUAGGCUGUCGGGUUCGAGAGCGAUAGUUUGCGCAGUUGCCGCACUCCCUAUUGAAAAUAUCCGCACCUACACUUGGGAUUUGUUCCCAGUCACAUACUGGGUUUGCGGUGAACAUGGCCUUGCCGAUGGGAUGAUUGGCGCAGAAGUCGCAUAUGGCCCCUUCUGCGAUGAUUUCGUGGUUACCUCGCACCUCUGCAGCGGCCUGCUUGUUUUUAUCAAUGCCGACGUUCUCGUCCUUGUCCUUGUCCUUUCCCACGGCACGUUUCGGCCUCUUUACAACUAG
Messenger RNA from Fusarium graminearum PH-1, 357 nucleotides. RefSeq lists its product as uncharacterized. The coding region runs from base 1 to 357 and encodes 118 amino acids. The record is from RefSeq and is a predicted model, not a curated record. NCBI's taxonomy places the organism in Eukaryota, Fungi, Ascomycota, Sordariomycetes, Hypocreales, Nectriaceae. The transcript has a single exon.